AACAUAAGUAAAACACGGGGUGUUAAUGAUUUACUCCGCCAUAAUUGAUAAUAAACUAGUUUUUAUUCAGUUACAAACAGACAUUGCUCUUAUUCUGACACAUAAUAUUUGAUUUUGUAUAGUUUAAAUUUAUACAAACAGAUGUUUCCCUGAGAACCUUCAGUUUUGCAAGGUUGCAAGUAACAGCUGGGGUAUCUGGGAGUUCACCUGGACGCCAGCAAGCAAGCUUCAUGUAUCUGCUGUCUGAUGCUGUUAUACUGUUUAAAGAACUGUAAUUAUUUGGGUCAAUAAUUCAAAUAAUGUGUAUAUGAUAGAAGGGAACGGGUGCAAAGAAAACCAAGAAGCACUAGUAGUCUGUGAGCCCAGCGAAUAAUCCACCAGUGCUUAAUAAAUUGACUCAGUUGACUCAACUUAAAUAAUCAACCAACUGGGUGCGUUGGGUUUGUUGUUUAGUCAAUAACAAACUGUCAUAUUAACCAUUAUGAUCUCCAUGGAAUGUUUCCGGUAGAUUCUCACAGGGUUCUUCCAUUUUCCAAACUGCUGAAUCCCAUAUGCGGGGUCACGGGGUGCUGGAGCCUAACCCAGCUGGCUAUGGGUGAGAGGCAGGGUACACCCUGGAUGCGUCGCCAGUCCAUCGCAGGGCAACACAUAGACAGACAACCAUUCACACACACACUCUCACCUACGGGCAAUGGAGACAGUCCAAUCAACCUAAUGCACGUCUUUGGACUGUGGGAGGAAGCCGGAGAACCUGGAGAGAAAAAAGAGGGAAAGAAUGUACAAACUCCACACAGAAAGGAACUCUGGGAAUCAAACCCAGAACCUUCUUGCUGUGAGGCAACGGUGCUACCCACCGCACCACCCAUUUCUAACUUCUCUAAAGAUUUAUUCCAUUUCUCAUAUGAACUGUCCUCCAGGUGACGACACCUUCACGGGAUGAACUCGAAGCUCUAACACGGUUCAGAACAGUUUAAACCUGAUCCUUUGGUAACACAAAACAAUUCAGGUUGAUGGUUGAUCUCAAAAGAGCAGAUUAUACUGUAAACAAUCAGUGCAGAGGGUUCACAUACAUCUGCAACAGCUGAGGUGCUACAUGACAUUCCAGAUUGAAGCAGGUAGGUCUGGGGUUUUCAUCCAUCACCCUCUCCCCCAUAGGCGCUCCAAGCCUGAAAACAAGCCGUGUUAAAUCAUAAUCUCGCCCGGGGCACCAAAAUGGCUGGGCCGGUCCUGCCAUCAUUCCUUCUGUUCACACUUACUCGAACAGUGCCUCUGGCAGCUAAGAUGGUUUCCAAUUUGGAACCCAACCCCUGGUCGUCCCUGUGACAGAUGGAGGGGCAGAUCACACUACCAAAUCCUGCUGAUGUGGCUUCAUAUGGAAUGUGACACAUGGCCCAGCACUUCUCUAACCAAUCAACUAAGCCAGUGAUGAGAAAUGAGUGGUUAGCUUCCUCCUUGGAGCAGCUCUCAAUUAGAAGAGAUCUGAAGAGAAUAAAGGUCACUGACACAUCAAAGAUCCAAGUACGUUAUGUUUUCGAAGACAAUGCUUUAAAACGGCUAAAUGAAGACAACAUGACUGCUUCAGACUAACAGACACUAAAAAAGGAUGUCACCACGCGUUAGACACAGACUUCACAUCCUCCCUUCUCCGCAUGCUUUAAAGUGACAUUAAACACACAGUACCACAAGCUUCAUCAGACUAAUAAGCUAAGCCUGGGCCACCUCCCAGUCUAUGCUGGUGUUCAGCUACUGCUCUAAACUGGGAACCUCCCAGCCUCCUGUGGAUCCUCCCUCCUCCUCUCCUUCUUCGCGCUCCUCACAGAAGAUCGGCAGCCGGACUUACAGGAGGAUGCUCUCAUCUCCCCCGACCACCGAUUCCUCCACCCUCCCUCCAAACCCCCACACAGUGAUCUCUGACCCACGACAUGUUGCCCUGGAAACCUACUGGCGCGAGGUUCACAGUAUUGAAGAACAGGAGGGUGAACAAGAAGAGGAAGAGGAAGAGGAAAUGAAGAGUUUGGAUGAAGUGGAGAUGGAGGAGGCGUGGCUUACGGAGGCGGGGCUAUCAUCACUAGUGAACAGCUCAUUGGAAGCGGAGGAGCUGCCCCUGCCUGCUGAAGUUCUUGUGUCCACACUGACGAGGCAACAGGUUGCCACGGUGAAGAGGCGGCUGGACAACUACAACGAGACGCUGAGGAAGAGAAACAGGCAGCCAAUCCGAGAUGUUCGCGACAUCUUCACCCAGCAUGUGGACGAGGCAGGAGACCGGUGCCAGUCCCCACCCUGUCACCUUUCUGAACCAGCACCAAGUCGAUACCACGCCUCCACCAAGACCAUCCGCCGACACACUCACAGAGCUCGACCGACUCUUCCCACGUUUCUUUUUGAGGAUCAACUACCUGAACACUCAUCGUCCCCAACAAGCGCGCUCUCCCCAGCAUUCCCAUCCUCCCCUCCUCACUCACACCUCCCCCCCAUCAGCCGAGCCAGGCGAGCUGAUUGGCUGCUGCGGGAAUGCUCUUACUCAGAAGGAGUGGCUGAACACAAAAGGGGCGGGGCUUGUUGGGACUGUUUCCAUGGAGAUGACAAUAGUGACUUACCUUUCCUACCUGCCCCCCACCCUCAGGGUCUCACCUGUGCAGAUGACCUGUCAUCAUGUGAUCUCACACGCCUUGGGUUUAUUUCCCACAUUGAGCUCUCCACCUUUCUGCUCACUCUGGGUGUUCAAGCCAAACGUUCUCGACCACCACGUCGCAGGACCCGGGACAGUGGCGUGUUUGGUCUUUCCCUGGACACGCUGCUAAAACACGACAGGAAGAAGUUCCCAGAAAUCAAAGUCCCGCUCAUCUUCCAGAAGUUGAUCUUUGUUUUGGAGCAGACCGGCCUGCAGACAGAGGGCAUCCUGAGAAUACCAGGCUCCGCUGUCAGACUCAAGUACCUACGUAGAGAGGUGGACCGGUGUGGAGCAGGCUUCGACUGGUCUGCAGUAAGGCAGGUGGAGGCUGCAGGUUUGCUAAAACUUUUCAUCAGAGAACUGCCAACUCCUCUGCUGACACACACUCACCUGUCCACCUACCGUGCUGUUCUGGGGAUCCAGUCUGUAGUCCACCAGGUCCAGGCCCUGCAGCUGCUGUCCCUGCUCCUCCCUGAAGCCCACAGAAACACACUCAGAGCCCUGCUGAGUUUCCUGAGAAAAGUGGUAUGCCAUCAAGACCAGAACCGUAUGUCUUUGUGGAAUGUCUCCAUGGUGAUGGCUCCCAACUUGUUUGCCUGUUGUCACCAAAGCAACAAACACUCUGUUGCCCAGCAACGGGAAGAGAUGGAAGAGGCUGUGGGAGGGGCUCAUUUGAUCCAGCUUAUGAUCACACAUCAAGACUUGCUGUGGACUGUGCCCAACUUCCUGCUUUCUCAGGUCAGACAGGUGAAUAAGGUGUCUAAUCAGAGACAGUUCGGUCCGCAAAAGACAAAAAAACAGCCUGCCAGGAGAAAAAUUGACAGGAACCAGGUCACAGACCUGUAUGACGGAGUGAUCCGAGUCCACGCACCUUUGCACUCCAAAGUUUCCAUGGCGAUACAACUUGAUGGACAGACGAGAGCCAGAGACGUCACUGCCCACUUCCAGUCAGAGAAAAGUCCUGUUCCAAGUCUGUAUGAAGUUGGAGGAAACAUCUGUGAGCGCCGUCUUCACCCAGACUGUGUCCUAUUGGACGUUUAUAGAGUUAAUCCUCACUGUGAUUGGCUGAUCAAACCUUGACACUUAGACUUCCUCACCACUACCUGUCUUUUACAUUACCUCCUUCCCAGUGUCUAACCAGAUGUUCAUCCCAUCUAUUCAACAUCUGUAACUAACCACUGUUUCUGUCUCACCACCGAGAGUUCUCUUAUGUCCCUGAAUCACUCCUGUACUCACACUUGCACAACCUUUUGGGCUCCGGAGCACCAACCUUGGUACUGGUCAUUCAGGUGUAAAUGGCUUGACACAAUUGAGUACACAAUAGAACUGAAUAGGACUGAACCACACCCCAAAUGGUAGGGCCCAAAAUAAUACAGUGAAGACCAUACAUAAUUAUAUAGAAAACCCACCAAGAGGCAUCAAGACACAGUGGAGAGAAGGAUCCCAGCAGAACCAGGCUCAGGGUGGGGCGUCAUCUGCCUCCACUGGCUGAGAGAAACAGAACCCAGGAAGAUACCACGACACGGAAAGAGGGAGACUGACAGAGAGGAAAGAGACAAAGUUCUGUUGGGAACAUACUGUAUGGAACUGAGGUUUUCACUCACCAGCUUGUCUCAAGCCUGGAUCAACUGUCUUGUUUCUCUCAAAAACAAAAUACGAACAAAGGCUAUUAGGAGGUUUUGGGACAUCCAGGAUUUGAUGUCUUUUAAACAACUUUGAAUUUUGACGAGUUGAUGUGUUUCAUUUGGUUUCAAAGACAUAUAGCUGAGUAUCAUCUGCAUAACAAUUAAAAUUAAUAGAAUGCUUCCUAAUAAUCUCACCUAGAGGGGACAUGUAUAGACUAAACAGUAUUAGACAGAACCCUGUGGUACUCCAAACCUAGUCCUUGUGCAUAUGGAGGAUUUGUUGUGAACAUGAACAAACUAGAAUCUGUUCAACAAAUAAGAUUUUAAUCAUCCCAGUGCUGUUCUUUUAUUUCCGAUGCCAUGUUUAGAGGUGGCUUUUCUUUGUCCUCGUUUCUAUAAAGAUUAAAAUAAGUUUUUAUUAUAAAUGUGUUUACGAGUGUAUUAUUUAAAACAUUGCUUUAGUGGGAUUUAUUGAGUUUCUUCUGUAGUUGUAGUUUUUAGACUUAGACUUAAACAGAACUGAUACUGAACCAGUUAUUAACCUGUCUCACUCAAGGAGCUCUAAUCCAGGGUCCUGCCUCAACUUGGUCUCGACUUAAGUUUACCAUUUUCUCUUUUUAACCUGUCUCACCAACUGCUGUAAACAACAACCAACAGAAGAGAUCACCUCAAGAAAUUAGUCUGAUCAGUUGUAUACUGAUGUCAGAUCAGCUGAUGUUUUUCUGAAUCCUCUUGUCUGUGUGAAAAGUUGAUCCUAAUAAAAACGUCAAACCUGC
Molecule: messenger RNA, 5072 nt
Organism: Betta splendens (Siamese fighting fish)
Lineage: Eukaryota; Metazoa; Chordata; Actinopteri; Anabantiformes; Osphronemidae
Product: rho GTPase-activating protein 18-like
Exons: 15
Coding region: 1730-3751 (673 amino acids)
Biological process (GO): regulation of actin filament polymerization; signal transduction; regulation of small GTPase mediated signal transduction
Cellular component (GO): cytoplasm
Molecular function (GO): GTPase activator activity
Source: RefSeq, a predicted model, not a curated record